AUGGUGUCUCCGCAGCCAUUUGCGCGCCUUGUCGCCGCCGAAAUUGACGGCCGCGCACACAAUAUCCGCUACAGGCAGUCCCAGUUCCACCGGCUGCAAACCGCCCUCGUCCAGCAUAUCGACCAGAUCAGGAGCGCGCUGCAGACUGACUCUGGAAAUGCCGCGGAGGAGGUCCAGGCGGAGAUUUGUCUCGCCCUGAAAGAAGUGCGGACGCACUACCUCUCGUUGAACUUAGAGGAUGAUCUGGAGAGGGAGUAUCGGGUUGCGAAGGGCAGGGAUAAUGGCGAUGCGCUGCGAGGGACGGGGAUUGUUUAUAUCAUUCCUGGGACACACACCAUGUUCUUUUCGGUGGUUUCGGCACUGUCUGCGGCUUUGGCGGCGGGGAAUUGUAUCAUUCUUGAGUUGGCGAAAAAUACAAUGGCCCUUCCUCCAUUGCUUCGGCAGAUUCUCCCCCAGGCUUUGGACGCAGAUACAUUUGCUAUUAGCGAGGAGAGACCGGAAGCUGCUUUUCUUAGCAAGACUUUGGUGGUUGCGCAAGUCAACACCCCUUCUAUCUCAGAGAGCAGCAUCGCAUCCCCGGUCACAGCCAAGACAGUCGCCGUUGUCGAUGGGACAGCCGACAUCCCAGCUGCUGCGAAAUCCCUCGUGGCUGCACGGUUCGCAUUCGGGGGUCGAUCUACAUACUCACCAGACGUAGUGUUCGUUCAGGAAUUCGCCAUGAAAGCAUUCGUCGAGGUCGCUAUCCUCCACUCGUCCAAGUACCUCUCUGGCCCUACCGGCGAGGAAAGGCAAAAGGCUGUUAAUCCACGUCGCACAAGCUCGGGUUUAUCAUUUAUAGAUCUAGCCCACAAAGAUCCCAGCGCACGGGUGCUGGUUUCUGGCACUGGAUGGGGUAUCGUCGAGGUCCAUAAUAGAGAAUCUCCCCUACUGCAGAAGAAGGUCGAUGAGAAAGUGCUUGUUUUGCAUCCGAUUACGAGUCUCGACGAUGCGAUUGACUUCAGCGCUUCGUUCGAAACUCUAGCAGCGACAUACGCCUUCGCCGACCCUCCGUCCGCCAAAUACCUAACCCAGUUCAUCGACGCCCACGCCUCAUGGAUAAACCAAGUGCCACUGGAGCUGCUCAUCGGACCUGCAUACCCAGUGAACUCCCAGCCAAGCCGCGAAACUCGAUACAGCACGGCGCUGUUCCAAGUCCCACGGCCACAGUUCGUCUCGCAAAGCAGCAGUGACGCGCUUGUACGCCGGGUCCUGGAUAAGCCCGGCUCGCAAGAGGCGAUUACGGCAUGGAAUGAAGCGGUUGCACCACUGCCGUCUACGGGGCAGAGAGCUGGGAAGAGUAUUGGGUUCUUCGAACAGGGUAUAAUUACCGGGGGUGUGAUCACGCUGUUUUCGUUUGUGGCGACGGUGUCGACGUUGGGGUUUUAUACGGUUUCGUUUUUGAGGAGGAGGUUUUGA
Molecule: messenger RNA, 1455 nt
Organism: Aspergillus puulaauensis
Lineage: Eukaryota; Fungi; Ascomycota; Eurotiomycetes; Eurotiales; Aspergillaceae
Exons: 3
Coding region: 1-1455 (484 amino acids)
Molecular function (GO): oxidoreductase activity, acting on the aldehyde or oxo group of donors, NAD or NADP as acceptor
Source: RefSeq, a predicted model, not a curated record